This is a messenger RNA of Colletotrichum higginsianum IMI 349063, 309 nucleotides long. RefSeq lists its product as uncharacterized. The transcript has 3 exons. Bases 1 to 309 code for a protein of 102 amino acids. NCBI's taxonomy places the organism in Eukaryota, Fungi, Ascomycota, Sordariomycetes, Glomerellales, Glomerellaceae. The record is from RefSeq and is a predicted model, not a curated record.
AUGCAGUUCUCCACCAUCAUUGCCCUUCUGGUUUCCGUCACGGCCGUCCACAGCGCUGCCGUCGCGGAGCCCGAUGCCCGCGCCGUCAUUAAGCUCCUGAAGCGCCAGGGUCUCUCGCCCGCCGAGUGCGCCGCGAACGGUUUGCCCCACUGCAAUUCCAGGAACGAACCUUGCCCCAUUGGCUGCUUCUGCCCUUGUGUCAUCUUCGGAUUACCCCAGGUGAUUUGUCGGCCUCUUCCCAAACAUACUAAUUGUAUCUAUAGCGGAGGAAACUUGCCCGAUGGAGGCUGCUGUGCUGGAAGUUGCUAG